Messenger RNA from Neltuma alba, 1409 nucleotides. RefSeq lists its product as uncharacterized. The transcript is spliced from 2 exons. The coding region runs from base 221 to 973 and encodes 250 amino acids. Lineage: Eukaryota; Viridiplantae; Streptophyta; Magnoliopsida; Fabales; Fabaceae. The record is from RefSeq and is a predicted model, not a curated record.
UCCCAUCUUGCGACGACGGCCCACUUCAAUAGGAGCCUCCUGCUGCCUGAAACCCUUUCACCGGCCGGUAACGAGAGGUCGGAGACGGAAUACGCGUCUGUCUCUGGAGGUAGAGACAGAGGGGGAAGGAAAAUCAAGGAAAUCUCAGCUCUUGAUGAUGAUCCGAUCAUGUAUUGAUUGCCGGUUUUAGUAAUGAGCAGCAGAUUUUGCCUUUGGGAAGAUGCUUGGAUUCUCCGCCGUUGAUGGUUUUAUGGAGACAAGUGAAUGCUUGGCUGAGAUGAUCAAAUACUUGGCUAAUGAACCCUCUGUUGGGCUAUUCUUCAUCCAACAGCAUACUCAAAAAGCAGUGCCUAAUGUGACAACACAUAAGAAAUCCGUUGUUGAGAAGGCUCGUGAAACAAGUUUGCAUGCAGAAGAUUUGGAGGACUCUAUUACAAUGAUGAGAUCAAUGAAAGAGUGUGGAUUUCCCAUAGUUGAAGAGAUGAUCCGAGACGUUAAAAAAUCUCUGGUAACUGUGACAACUAAAAAACCUAAAAGAGGUUUAAUUAAUCAGUUGAGCUCAACUAACCUUGGAGAAAGAAUGGUAUCUUGGGGUAGCCCUGCACUUGAUUCCCAAGAAGCCCGUGAGAAAAUUGGUUACAAUUUUUCAAGUGUAUUUACGACAGCAAAACAAAAGUCUAGAAAUCUCUUGCGGCCACAACUUGAUGAUAGGAGAUCAGUGAAUUCAAAGCUAUCAGACCCAUCUACAAGCACAGCUUCGGCUCUGCAAAGUAUGGAAACAGACGAGAUUCCCUUGUCAACCAAGGGUGAAGAUGAAUCUCAACAACAUGAACAGACUGACGAUAAGCUACUCCAAGUAUCUGAAAAGUACAAUGACUUCAAAGCUAUCAAAGAAGCUCAGCUACAGAAGUGGCUGGAAGGGACUGGCAACCAUGAUGAUAAUGGCCAAGCAGAUGAUGCAGAAAGGCUUUAGCUUGGAUGCAGAACACUGGAAUACAAAACUUCAACUUGUACAUACAGUUCUUGAGAUUAUAAGGUUAAUCACUCAAGAUGCAGCAAUCCUCCUGCGGAAACUUGAAUGUUGAUUUCUGAUAAAGCCCAAUGCGCCUACUCACCCACAGCAGGGGUAGAAAGAGGGCUAGGAUUGAAGGCAACAGUGGGGAAUUGGGAAACAAUUUAUGAGGAAGUUAGAGUAUAGGGGUGGUUAGUGGUAGUUUGUGGCAGUUAUUAUGGUAUUAUGUGAGUAGUUACUAUCCUGUAAUGCACUUAUUAGCAUGGCAGUUGCAUUGUAUGUAUCUUUUCUAUAUGGUACCAGUAUGAUGCAUGUCGAAUUCAGUCUUGUGAUUUACCUUUGUAUUUGGAGAUUCUUCUUGGUUUAUUGAAGCAAUCAAUGUUUUCAAAUUUUGGCA